AGCUAUGUUGGCAGUUUCAUUCAGUCUGUUGGUCCACAGUGGAAUCUGGGUGAGGCAGCAUUAACAGGAUAAAUCAGGUUGCUAGUGUAGCUUAGAGGGUGACAUUUUUCCUUCAGGGGCCGGACGAAGUCUGAAGGGACCAGAGCCUGACACGGUGGAUGAUUCAAUAUGUGAAGAGCCAUCUGAAUUUAUAGAGGGGGAGAGACCUCGCCCACAAGGAUCCUCCCCUGUAGAUGAAUACCCUGAGACUGACAAAUACACUGACAUUGAUAAACAGGGUGGAGGUGGGAGUGGCAAGAAAGGAAAGAGGGGUUUUGGGUCCCUUUUUGAAAAGCGCUCCCCUGCCAAGAUGAGUCAACUGGAGAGCUCAGAGUCGGGAGUGAUUGUGAGAAUGGCAAAAGAGACAUGUGCCGAGGGUCUUGUUGUGAGCGGAGGAGGGAAGGAGGGAAUCUUCAUUAAGGAAGUGAGGCCAGAGUCCCCAGCCUCAAAGCUUCUUAGUGUACAUGAGGGUGAUCAGAUACUCAGUGCCACAGUGUAUUUUGACGAUGUUAAAUAUGAAGAUGCCAUUCAGAUAUUGGAACAUGCACAGCCUUACAAGAUGGAGUUACUUCUGAAACGCAAACCAAUAAAGAUAUCCACCCUUGAGAGUGAACCAGCCCUUGAAUUUACCCAAGUGGAACAAGGUUCCUCUCUGGAAAUGAGGGGACAUUCAAAGACAAAAAGGCACGGUGACCGAAUCUCUUGGCCCAACUUCCCCUCCUUCAGCAAAAGUCGAAAGUCCCAUUUUAAGAGGUCUCACAGUACCGCAGAUGCAGAUGAUCAAAGGAAGCUGGAGCUAAGCCCAACCACAAGUGACACAGAGUCGCCAAUCAAAUCUCAGGAGGCUGUCAAGGGCAGGACAAAGAAGCAGAAGAUAAAGUUGUCAAGUCUAAAGAUGAAGGGCCACAAGAGCAGGUCUGUUGAACAGUCAGACCAAGACACAGACAUAGAAUGUGUGCAAGUUAUGGAAAUCCAACAGAGUCAAGAUGACAUAUACUCACCGGAUGAUCUAGAGAGCACAUCAGGAGAAACACCUCAAGUAUAUGUGUUUGAAUCAGAAUCAGAAAAAAUGGAAUCCACCAAGAUAAAAAAUGAAUGCACUCUUCCAGACCUGACAGGCUCGGAAACCAAACAGCACAAGGUAGAACUCAUCAGACUGGACAAAACUUUGAAAACCACAGACAUAACAGUUGCUUUUGCUGAUCAAGAAAGUCCCUUAACCAAGACAUCUCUGGAGGAAAGGAAAAAGAAGAAAGAGAAGAAAGAGAGGUCAGAACUAAAGUUUAGGAUCAAGGAAAAGGAGAAAAAAGACAAACACAAGCAAGACAUACAUGUAAAAUCAUCCCCAAAAAGCAUGACGAUACCAGGAGCAGAUAUCAUUUCAUCUGAUCUGUCUGCACAUGACAAUACCUUGCUGAUUCCAACUAUAGUAUCACAUACUAAGCUGGAGGAGCGUCAACUCCCAAUAGACAUGUCAGAUGUAGGACUUAUCAGAAAAUCCCCUCAGGUUGGACAAGAACGAGACUUGAAAGAAACAUAUGUUAAAACAAAUUUAAAUGCACAGGAAAUGAAUGCUAAGGUCACCAGUAUAACAAUGGAACCUGACUUGCAGAUGGAAAUACAGGCUUUAAAGUUACCAACAGAGGACAAGCAUUGAUGACGUUUUAGUACAAAUUGGUACAAGGACUGCUACCAAGUUCAAGCUGCCAAGGGAGGACCUUGCUCACUUUGUUACUGACGAACCUAUAAAAAUGACAGACGUGAAGAUUGUAGAAAUGGAUGAGAAAAGCCUUAAAGUUGAGGAUAAGGGGUUGAAGAUACUUCCAAACCGUGAUGAUAUUGAGAUCCCAGGCAUGGAAGAUGCAUCGUCAACUGGCACCAAAACCCCAGUGAUCAAACAGCCUAAAACAGCAUUCACUCUUCCUGUUGAAGAAAUUCAGGCGCAGAGUGUUCAGAUGGUUAUAGACGUUGACAGAGUUAAAGAGGCUGUCUCCAAAUUGCCGGGGUUCAAGCUGCCGAAGGGUGACACUGUAGGACUGCCUGCUCAUCAAGAAAUCACAAAGACAGAUGUGAAUGCAGAAAGAGUAAACGUGAAAGUAGAUACCACCGUGUCUAAAAUCACAGACAUAAAGGCACAGUUGGACACGUAUGUCAAAAAGACUGACAUAAAUGCUUCACCUGAAAAGUUGAGCAGGAGCUCAGUUACCACAAUCAAAUUGCCAAAGAACACACUUUCUGAUCUAGGUGCUCAUGAACCUAUUACUAUGACAGAAAUAUACCAUAAAAAAAGAAAAGAGGAAGCUGGAAGGACCAACGAGUUUGAAAUCCAAAUUGAACUCCAUAAACGAGAGGACGUAGAGAUACCUGGAAUGGAAAAUAUACAUCAAAAAGGAUCUCCCAGCCAAUUGGAAAGGGAAAAAGAGUUGGCAGUACCAGUACCUGAGUGGUCAACCAUCAAAGCUGAGGAGACAAAUGUUAUUCCUUACACUAAAGGAUUAGAUAAGAAGUCAAAGAAAGCAAAGAUGCCAAUGCCUGGGUUUGGAAUAACACAACUGGAUUCGCUAUUGGGGGGACAAUUUUCAGAAACUCAACUAUCAGUGAAUGGAGAAGCAACUUCAGUUGACAUCAAAGGAGGAGCUAUAGACAUUGAUGACCAAGCUGUGGAUGUGGACGUGAAGACACAAAAAUUAAUUGAAGAACAAGAUAGAGAAUUAAAACUGCCCAAAUUUGGAAUCUCAUUACCAAAAGUAAAAGGUGCUGAAAGUUUCUCCCAAAAAAAGGUAGAUGUCAACGGAGCAGAGAGGAGAAAAGACAUCCAAGCAUCCGAGGUUGAUGUCAGUCUUGCAAAAAGAAAUGGGGAGGUCCUACAGCCAGAUGUGCACAUUAAAGCUCCAGAGAUUCAAGAUGAAGUGAAAGAUACUGUAGGUUCCCCCUCAAGAUUCAAAAUGCCAACUUUAAAGUUCCCUAAAUUUGGAGCAGCUGCUCCAAAAGUCGCCGUAGAUGUACCUGAUGUGGAAAAGGACAUUAAGGUUCAAGGAACUGAAAUACCAGAACCCAAGCUGACAAUGUCAGAAAUUAACAUUGAAAAGCCAAGUGUUGAUAUUAAAGGUCCAUCUAUAGAUAUGGAUGUCAAUCUUAAAAAACUUGAAAUGUUCACUUUACCAGAAGUCAAAGUGCAGGUCCUACCACCUAGCGUUGAACUCAAAGUGUCUUCUGGUGAAGUUGAAAUAACUGAGGGCGCGGCUAAGUCAAGAAUGUCAUUCCCCAAAAUUGGAUUUUCAAAACCUGAAGUGAAAGCACAAGAGGUUGAUAUCACUCUUUCAGAGGUGGAUAUUUCUCUUCCAGAGGGAAAGGUGGAGUUCAAAGAGCCAGAGGUGGAAAUGAAAACUCCAGAGAUUCAAGUUGAUGUGAAAGAUACCGUAGGCUCCCCCUCAAGAUUCAAAAUGCCAACUUUAAAAUUCCCUAAAUUUGGAGCAGCUUCUCCAAAUGUCACAAUAGAGGUACCUGAUUUCGAAAAGGACAUCAAGGUUCAUGGAACUGAAAUACGUGAACCCAAGCUGACAAUAUCAGCAAUUAACAUCGAAAGGCCAAGUGUUGACCUUAAAGGUCCAUCCAUAGAUGUCAAUGUCAAUCGUAAAAAAAAUGAAAAUGUCACUUUACCAGAGGUCAAGAUGAACGUCCAACCACCUAGCAUUGAACUCAAAGUGCCUUCUGGUGAAGUUGAAAUGCCUGAGGGAGCUGCUACAGAAAUGGAUGUAAAAAUGAAAAAGCCCCGGAUGUCAUUUGGAUGGUUUUCAAAACCAGAAAUGAAAGCACCCAAGGUUGAUAUCAGUCUUACAAACGUGGAUAUUUCGCUUCCAGAAGGAAAGGUGGAGGUCAAAGAGCCAGACGUGGAACUGAAAUCUCCAGAAGUUCAAAUUGAAAUGAAACAUGAUAUUGAGCUUGAGGGACAAGGAAGUAAAUUUAAAUUACCCAAAUUUGGACUCUCAUUGCCGACAGUUAAAGGUCCUGAAAUUGGCUUAAGUCUGUCAAAGACAGAUGUAGAUGUCAACUUACCAGAGGGAAGAGCAGACCUCCAACUACCUGAUGUGGAAGUCGGAAGGCCCUCUGUUGAAGUUGAAAUACCAGAAGCAGGUUCUAAAGACAUUGAUGUGAAAAUGAGAAAGCCAACAAUGUCAUUCCCCAAAUUUGGAUUUUCAAAACCUGACGUGAAAGCACCAGAGGUUGAUAUCAGUCUUCCAGAGGUGGAUAUUUCUCUUCCAGAGGGAAAGGUGGAGGUCAAAGAGCCAGAGUUGGAAAUGAAAACUCCAGAGAUUCAAGUUGAUGUGAAAGAUACCGUAGGCUCCCCCUCAAGAUUCAAAAUGCCAACUUUAAAAUUCCCUAAAUUUGGAGUAACUUCUCCAAAUGUCACAAUAGAGGUACCUGAUUUGGACAAGGACAUCAAGGUUCAUGGAACUGAAAUACCUGAACCCAAGCUGACAACAUCAGUAAUUAACAUCGAAAAGCCAAGUGUUGACCUUAAAGGUCCAUCUAUAGAUGUCAAUCGUAAAAAAAAUGAAAAUGUCACUUUACCAGAGGUCAAGAUGAACGUCCAACCACCUAGCAUUGAACUCAAAGUGCCUUCUGGUGAAGUUGAAAUGCCUGAGCGAGCUGCUACAGAAAUGGAUGUAAAAAUGAAAAAUCCCCGGAUGUCGUUUGGAUGGUUUUCAAAACCAGAAAUGAAAGCACCCGAGGUAGAUAUCAGUCUUACAAAUGUGGAUAUUUCGCUUCCAGAAGGAAAGGUGGAGGUCAAAGAGCCAGACGUGGAACUGAAAUCUCCAGAAGUUCAAAUUGAAAUGAAACAUGAUAUUGAGCUUGAGGGACAAGGAAGUCAAUUUAAAUUACCCAAAUUUGGACUCUCAUUGCCAAGAGUUAAAGGUCCUGAAAUUGGCUUAAGUCUGUCAAAGACAGAUGUAGAUGUCGACUUACCAGAGGGAAGAGCAGACCUCCAACUACCUGAUGUGGAAGUCGGAAGGCCCUCUGUUGAAGUUGAAAUACCAGAAGCCGGUUCUAAAGAUAUUGAUGUGAAAAUGAGAAAGCCAAGAAUGUCAUUCCCCAAAUUUGGAUUUUCAAAACCUGAAGUGACAGCACCAGAGGUUGAUAUCAGUCUUCCAGAGGUGGAUAUUUCUCUUCCUGAGGGAAAGGUGGACGUCAAAGAGCCAGAGUUGGAAAUGAAAACUCCAGAGAUUCAAGUUGAUGUGAAAGAUACCGUAGGCUCCCCCUUCAAGAUUCAAAAUGCCAACUUUAAAAUUCCCUAAAUUUGGAGCAGCUUCUCCAAAUGUCACAAUAGAGGUGCCAGAUUUGGACAAGGACAUCAAGGUUCAUGGAACUGAAAUACCUGAACCCAAGCUGACAAUAUCAGCAAUUAACAUCGAAAAGCCAAGUGUUGACCUUAAAGGUCCAUCUAUAAAUGUCAAUCGUAAAAAAAUGAAAAUGUCACUUUACCAGAGAUCAAGAUGAACGUCCAACCACCUAGCAUUGAACUCAAAGUGCCUUCUGGUGAAGUUGAAAUGCCUGAGGGAGCUGCUACAGAAAUGGAUGUAAAAAUGAAAAAGCCCCGGAUGUCGUUUGGAUGGUUUUCAAAACCAGAAGCGAAAGCACCCAAGGUAGAUAUCAGUCUUACCAACGUGGAUAUUUCGCUUCCAGAAGGAGAGGUGGAGAUCAAAGAGCCAGACGUGGAAAUGAAAUCUCCAGAAGUUCAAAUUGAAAUGAAACAUGAUAUUGAGCUUGAGGGACAAGGAAGUAAAUUUAAAUUACCCAAAUUUGGACUCUCAUUGCCAAGAGUUAAAGGUCCUGAAAUUGGCUUAAGUCUGUCAAAGACAGAUGUAGAUGUCAACUUACCAGAGGGAAGAGCAGACCUCCAACUACCUGAUGUGGAAGUCGGAAGGCCCUCUGUUGAAGUUGAAAUACCAGAAGCAGGUUCUAAAGAUAUUGAUGUGAAAAUGAGAAAGCCAAGAAUGUCAUUCCCCAAAUUUGGAUUUUCAAAACCUGAAGUGACAGCACCAGAGGUUGAUAUCAGUCUUCCAGAGGUGGAUAUUUCUCUUCCUGAGGGAAAGGUGGACGUCAAAGAGCCAGAGUUGGAAAUGAAAACUCCAGAGAUUCAAGUUGAUGUGAAAGAUACCGUAGGCUCCCCCUCAAGAUUCAAAAUGCCAACUUUAAAAUUCCCUAAAUUUGGAGCAGCUUCUCCAAAUGUCACAAUAGAGGUGCCUGAUUUGGACAAGGACAUCAAGGUUCAUGGAACUGAAAUACCUGAACCCAAGCUGACAAUAUCAGCAUUUAACAUUGAAAAGCCAAGUGUUGACCUUAAAGGUCCAUCUAUAGAUGUCAAUCGUAAAAAAAAUGAAAAUGUCACUUUACCAGAGGUCAAGAUGAACGUCCAACCACCUAGCAUUGAACUCAAAGUGCCUUCUGGUGAAGUUGAAAUGCCUGAGGGAGCUGCUACAGAAAUGGAUGUAAAAAUGAAAAAGCCCCGGAUGUCGUUUGGAUGGUUUUCAAAACCAGAAGCGAAAGCACCCAAGGUAGAUAUCAGUCUUACCAACGUGGAUAUUUCGCUUCCAGAAGGAGAGGUGGAGAUCAAAGAGCCAGACGUGGAAAUGAAAUCUCCAGUUCAAAUUGAAAUGAAACAUGAUAUUGAGCUUGAGGGACAAGGAAGUAAAUUUAAAUUACCCAAAUUUGGACUCUCAUUGCCAAGAGUCAAAGGUCCUGAAAUUGGCUUAAGUCUGUCAAAGACAGAUGUAGAUGUCGACUUACCAGAGGGAAGAGCAGACCUCCAACUACCUGAUGUGGAAGUCGGAAGGCCCUCUGUUGAAGUUGAAAUACCAGAAGCCGGUUCUAAAGAUAUUGAUGUGAAAAUGAGAAAGCCAAGAAUGUCAUUUCCCAAAUUUGGAUUUUCAAAACCUGAAGUGACAGCACCAGAGGUUGAUAUCAGUCUUCCAGAGGUGGAUAUUUCUCUUCCUGAGGGAAAGGUGGAGGUCAAAGAGCCAGAGUUGGAAAUGAAAACUCCAGAGAUUCAAGUUGAUGUGAAAGAUACCGUAGGCUCCCCCUCAAGAUUCAAAAUGCCAACUUUAAAAUUCCCUAAAUUUGGAGCAGCUUCUCCAAAUGUCACAAUAGAGGUGCCUGAUUUG
Salmo salar (Atlantic salmon) is the source of this 7202-nucleotide messenger RNA. NCBI's taxonomy places the organism in Eukaryota, Metazoa, Chordata, Actinopteri, Salmoniformes, Salmonidae. The record is from RefSeq and is a predicted model, not a curated record.